UCAUAGUUAGCCAUUACAUGGAAAUUCUCUGCUAUGUCAAAAUUCUGAAAAUAAGUUCUUCUGUGACAUGUUUUUUAAGCAUGAUAGAUAAUGAUUGUGACUGAUUGUACAAUGAAACCUAGUUCAUGUGAUACUUUUGCCGCUUUGCCACCUGGUACAAAACAGGAUUGCAUCGUUUUUGGAAAAAAUUCGGACCGUCCGUGUGAUGAAGUUCAAGAAGUUAUUUACGUUUCUGCUACCGAUCACGAUAUGCCAUCGAAAUUAAAAUGCACUUAUAUAGAAAUCGAUCAAGUGGAACAUACUCAUGCCGUAAUCCUCAGCAAGCCCGCUUGGAUGUGGGGGGCAGAAAUGGGGGCCAAUGAGCAUGGUGUUUGCAUUGGAAAUGAAGCAGUAUGGACAAAACUUUGCAGUGACAGUGACGCUGAUGAAAAAUUAUUAGGAAUGGAUCUCCUUCGUCUAGGAUUAGAACGUUCUAGCACAGCUAUUGAGGCUUUGAAAAUCAUUGUAUCACUGAUCGAAGCAUAUGGUAUGGGAGGCAAUUGCUCGGAAACUUUUAAAGAUUUUACUUAUCACAACAGCUUUCUAAUUGCUGAUCCCUCAGAAGUGUGGAUCUUAGAGUGUGCAGGAAGUGUCUGGGCUGCAGAAAACAUAAAGAGGGGUUUUCGAAACAUAUCGAACGAAUUAUCCAUUACUACUAACAUAGAUCUCAUGAGUGAUAAUUUGGAAGAAUUUGCUAAAGAUAAAGGUUUCUGGCAUCCCAAUAAUGGUCCCUUCAACUUUAAAAAAGCUUUUGGUCUUGAAGAAGAUGAGUUUGAAAGUCAUAGAUAUAGAUGUGGCAAGCGGUUGUUGGCCACUUCUUGUAACGGAUCAUUUUGCGAGACCGAUAUGAUUAAAAUUUUACGUGACAAACCGAGUGGGAUAUGCAUGUCUUCUGGAAGCUUCGUUUCAACCGGGAGUCAAGUUUCAGUACUCAGAAAAGAGGAGGCUGGUGCUAUUUCUUGCCAUUGGUUUACUGCUACUCCAGAUCCUUCUCGAUCUGUCUUCAAGCCAUUUGUUUUUACAGAAAAUAUUAGAUUUCCACCUGAGGUAUUUCAGGACAAUCAGUCAAAUAAUAGGAGACCUUCAUCUAGGAAACAUGAGCUUUACAAAAUGCAUGAGAAUUUUUAUGAGAGAGAAGAAUGUACGCCAGGUGUGCUGCUAGACCAGGUGAAUAAGUUGGAAUCGAAGUAUCUCCUCCUAGCCGAGAGUAUAGCUAAAGAAACUCAGUUCUUGAAUGAAAGUGCUGCAGGGCUCUUCAAAGAUGCAGUAAAAGAUGAGUUACAGUUAUAUUCAGGGUCUGAUAUGCAGUGAGGUCUAGUCCCUUCAAUCAAAACCUAAUUUUUGUAAACUUGUUUUUCUAUUACAAAAGCAAGGCAACUGGACAUAAAUAGUUGAAGAAAGAAUACUGUGCUCAGAGUGCCAGGCUUAGAUGUUCUUAAGCAGGCGUGGAUUACAUGCUUAAAGAGUAAUUAUACUGUGCAGUUUUAUUAUGAAUAAUAUACAACUUAAAAAAAAAAGUUAUCAAAUGAAGUAUGCAAUUGGAAUAUGAAAAGGAUAUUUGACAUUUUUAGAAGCAAUACUAUUUAUUAACUUCUUAAUAAGUAUAAAUAAGUUACUAAUUAUUAUUUUCCACAUAUCUAUUCAUUUGUUUUGCAUUGUUUGUUCAUUUUAGCAUAUUAAAAUUAUCAUUUUAUACAUAGAAACUUGAGAGGUGUUACUGCAGAUAUUUGAGGAACUAUAAUAGUUUAUGGUAAUAUAUAAUAUUUACAUUUGUAAAUGGUAGUUGACACUUUUGUCUCUGAAAUUUAAAUGCAUUUUACUUAUGAGGCAGUAAAUGCAGUGCAGUAGAGUCCCACAAACUCGACAUAAUGUAAAGUGAGAGACUUUCGAGUUUUACAGAAUAAGGGGUGGAUUUUUCAGAAUUCUUUUAAUAUUUAACCCUUAAAUGCAUGCAUUUUAUUUUUAUAAUGUUUAAAUUAAAAAAUUCUAAAAAUCGAAUAUUUUGAUCCUACGGACAAAUAAUAUGUGAAUUUAAAAAAAAAUUCUACUCUUGCCCAUUGAUCUGUGGGUGGUUGUACCACUUUUUCUAUCUGUCGAGCUAGUCAGCACUGGUAGUAAAUCCAGGCUCUCCUUCAAAUUCAUCUUUAAAUUUUACGGCUUUGUCUUGUAAAAUUGGCUCUUAAAUGGAUGUACUGUCCUCCCUCUGCUGCCUAAAACACAAAUAAAGCACUUCGCUCACUUUUUCUUUCCUUUAAACUAUCCAUGCCUGCUCUUUUACUUACCAAGACUCGAUUUUGGACCUCUUUUUUUUUUUUUCCAUCCUAUGAAAGCAGUCUGUCCAACACCUAAAUCCACGGUAAUUUUGUUUGCACUUUCCCCUUUGUUGAGUCUCUUUAUGGCAUCUAGUUUCAUUUACAUUGUCACAUUAGUUUUUCUUUUCAAAUCAUAUUUUCACUUGACAGAAUAUCGAAAGCUCCCAAAAAUAUGUAAGAGUUAUAUGCCUGGAUGUGAACUGAGGAAGGAUACCCGCAAUGAACUGGUGCGAGUUAAGUUUGCAAUAAGAUGCAGUCACAAAACUUCAGACAAGUCUAACAUUUUGUAACAAUAGAAAAGAAGUGAGCCAGCGACCAGCCGCUACCUGAUUUUCUUCGUGUCCUUGAAAGAAGCAAACAGCAUUGCCAAGUAAUACAACAUAUCUUGAAAUUUUUUAGGCAGUUCGAAAAAUUAAUGGCACAAUGCAAAAAUUACAGAAAAAAAAAAAAACACUCAAAUCCUUGAGCAGAAUAGGAAAGUCAUACACAUUUGAUCUGUUUGGCCUAGGGAUACCUUAAAAAAUUUCCUAAAAAGUUGUCGAGUGAUGUGGAAUGUCAAGAUAUUGCAAGUCGUUUGCGGGAUUCUACUAUAUAUUUUAAAUUUUCUGUUCUUUAGAGAUUCUUCAAUAACUUCAGAAUUUUUAAAUGCAUGUUUUAUAAGUUUUUUUUUAAAACCUCAUAGUUAACAGAGAGCAUUAUGAAUAGAUUUUCUGGGAAAAUACUCAGUAUGGAACAUAAAAACAGAAAUAAUUACUACAACCAAUAAGUAAUUGUUAGUCAUAUAAAAAUGCAGUGUAUUCAAUCAUAUUUUAUAUUUGAAAUUGUUAAAAGUCUCUUAAUUUAUUCUGGAAUGAAUUAUAAGUCGUACUCCUAUUUAUUUAUUUGAUUUGAAAGCCAUCAAGAGCAUAAGAUAGCUCUGUUUUCUUGAAGUUUUUUUCUAUAAAUGCUUCAUCAGUAAGAACCCAUGCACUCUUUCCAGGAGGAAAUCAGUAAGACAAAAUUCUUGCUGAGAAUUUUGCUCAGCUCCUAUCUAGAAAAAUGUUGUCAGUUCAUAGCUUGUCAUUACUCUCUUUAGAGGUAUAAUUGUUUUUCAAAAAUGAAUAUCAUAAUUUAGAAGUAACUGCAAUAUCUGAUUGUAUGCUAUCGUAAAUAAUUAUAUUAAAUGCUCUUUUCAGUUGACUGUUA
This is a messenger RNA of Stegodyphus dumicola, 3536 nucleotides long. RefSeq names its product secernin-3-like. NCBI's taxonomy places the organism in Eukaryota, Metazoa, Arthropoda, Arachnida, Araneae, Eresidae. Gene Ontology annotation, biological process: proteolysis. The record is from RefSeq and is a predicted model, not a curated record. Gene Ontology annotation, molecular function: dipeptidase activity; cysteine-type exopeptidase activity.